UUCAGCCGAAGCACAGCACAGCACACCCGAGCCGAGGACCGAAGAUGGGCACCACCAGAAAGGUCCUUGCCGACCGCUGUCGUCGUUAGAACGCGUUCGGCAUCGUAACUGUGCGGACAUUCCUCUCUGCUCGCUGGUAGCAGGUUGUGCGGUCUAAAUCCUGCCCACCCUCCGCCACCUUUCAAUUAAGAAGCAAAAGAGGUGGCAGUGUUCGUGGUGGAAACUGUUGGAAAGUGAUUGUGUAAAACUGUCAGCAGGUGUGUGUGUGUGUGUGUGUGUGAGUGCUCGUUGAUUGGAAAUUUUUGCACCACGUGCAAAAGCAGUGUGAACCGUCCCUUCCGGCAGCGGUGUGAAACGUGGACGUACUGUGGACGACAGCGAACAGCGGCGAGCUAAUAGCGACGCCGUGCCCAGGACAACCUGCAUCGAAAGCUGUACUACCAGCAUUCGAUGGUAGAGCAAUUCGAGCGGAAAACAAACUCGGUUUAAUAUUUAAUCGCAUCAUAUCCCAAUCACGACCGACACGGCUUGACUCUGGUCUAGCGUGAAAUCCUCACAGCUAACCGUCGACGGUGUCUACGGUGUCUAAAAACUAUCCCAAAAGGUGUGAAACGAGUGUCAGAACAGGAAACCGAAGCAGGAAAUCAAACCCAAAAAAAAAUACAUUCACCUGUCCAGCGCCAAACGGUGGUGCUAUUCGUUUUUGGGAGACACAGGUGUGAAACCACCUUCGUGCAGAGACACCAUCCUUGCGCUUGGACGUACGUUGUUCUGCCAACGGAACCAUGGAAGCGGUGGCGAAACCCUCCUCGACACGCUCACAGCAGCAGGUGCUGUCGGUGCAGAAUCAGCAGCAAAUUGCGAUUGAAAUUAUCAGCGAAUCGCCAAUCGCACAGCACCAGCAGCAGCAACAGCAGCAGCAGCAGCAACAACAGCCACCACACCAACAGCUGCAGCAUCAGGAGCUACAAGCGCACACGCUGCUGCAACAGUGCCAGCAGCAACAGUCAGCGGUCCCCCAGCCGAACGUGGACAUUGUGCUGCGCGAAUCGACCCGUGGCAAUCUGGUCAGCCGAAAAAAGCCCUCGACCGCGGACGGCACGAAGAGUUCGGGCCACAAGAGCAAGGGCGACCACAAGGGUGAAGGCAAAUCGGUGUACCGGAAGUUCUUCAAGCGCAUCAAAACGAUCCUGGACGGUGCGGAUCCGGACGCGAGCAGCCUAGAACCGGAAGCGGAGGAUCUGCCCGUCCCUGCCCGCUACUAUCCGGACUCGCUCGUCGAACUGACGCGGACGGCGCGCUUCACCGAGGAGGAGAUCAAGCGAAUAUACCGCGGCUUCAAGGCCGAAUGUCCGACCGGCAUCGUCAAGGAGGAAACAUUCAAGGGCAUCUAUUCACAGUUCUUCCCGCUCGGUGCAAGUAGCGGCCAGUACGCACACUACGUCUUCAAUUCCAUCGAUCUUGACCGGAAUGGCUCAUUAAGCUUUGAGGAAUUCGUCGCCAACCUGUCGAUUCUGCUGCGUGGCACGGUCGACGAGAAGCUGCAGUGGACCUUCUCCCUGUACGACAUCAACGGCGAUGGAUGCAUUACCAAGGAGGAGAUGAAGGAAAUCGUAACCGCGAUCUACGAGCUGAUGGGCAAGGUACCGGAGGGCUGCGAAGAGGAGCAAGCCAUCAAGGAUAAGGUCGAGCGGCUGUUCGAGAAAAUGGAUCGCAACUGUGACGGCAAGAUAACGCUGGACGAGUUCAUCGAAUGCUGCACGAAGGACGAAAGCAUCCGCCGAUCGAUAGCCGUGUUUGACACCAUCUUCUAAACCAUCCCAGCAUAUCGCACGUGCUUCAGCUUUGCUAGGCCCUCGUCUUUAGGGUGGGCUGCGGAUGAUGCAAUAUGAUCCUGUCCAUCCCACCAUCCACGAGUGGCGUAUAGAAGAAACCUUCAAUUUUUAAGAAGCAGUUGGAUAAGCUUCGAGCCAUCCACCAAUGAAAAGAAUAAUGCUAUAUGGGGAUAGCAUGGGGUUGGGGCAGCGAAAAACAACACUCAAAUCUUUAUGCAACUUUUAACCCAAAAUUCAAUGUCAAAACACACCUAUCAAAGACACACACAAAACACACAGAGAUGAUGCUUAAAAUGUUGAAACCCAUUAUUCGAAGAUUCUAUUUCCUGUUACUGUACCGCAUUGAGAGGGAGUGAGUGCAUCCUACUGGGAAAUUGAAAACCCGAAAGCUUUUAGCCGAUGUGUACGAACGAUACGAAUCAAGAACAUAUUUUGAAGGUGUUUAACAAAACCAGAACAUUUAUAUGUAACUAGAAGCACAGUCCUUUCCUACUUCCCUAUUUAAUUCAAAACGUGAUAUUGUUGUUGUAAUCUUAAAAGCUCUUUAAUAUUAUCGCAUCCGUUAGGUGUGCUUGGUGCAAUGCACGUUGCAAAAGCUCGAUUCGCAGAAUCGAGGGAAAUGAUUUAUUGUUGCUGUUUAUCCUUCACUUGUAUCCUUUUCCCCCAAACAAAACUAAUGUUUAGCGAACAUACCAGUACCUUAAAACCCCCUAGAACACUUAAACACUCAAACACAAAAGUAACACCGUCUUACAGGGUUGCUGACUUUCUCCUCUUUGUCAUGGUUUGAAAAGCUUGUAGCUUGUAGCAACAACCAAAAAAAAAGGGAAAAAUCAAAGGAGCCUCUGACACUCCGACACUGCUUUUCACACAGUGUAGCAAGCGUUGAGAUAGCAGUAUGUUAAGAAGCGUUUAAACGUGAACGGCUUUUCCUUCCCUCUCAUUCUUUCCCAGUAACUACUUUACACGUAUAGCAAAGUUGUUCCUCAAAUUAAACUUUAAACCGGAUACGUAGCAUCCGGUGUGACCAUUGUUGUUCCAUAUCUAAACACUUCCACGUUACAACUAAUUCUUAUAUUUACCUGAUCAGAGAACGUGUAAGUGUGUGUGAGAGAGAGAGAGUAGAAGAACAGAAGACAUAUACUCACACUCUUGUUAAACCACACGUUCCUUGACGUUCGAUUCUAUAGAAAUAAUUACUCCAUUCCUACUUUUUGGAGCCGUUACCCGUUACGAGAAUUCCUAAAUACUAUCUACCUAUGGACAACUUUAUCCUCUCCCGCUCUUACACACACACACAGACACAGGUAGACAUACACUAACCUAGAUGUUGUGAAUGACUGGUUUAUGCGGUUGCCGCAAGAUGGCGCGACCAUAUGCCGCCCCUUUUUUGUAAUACUUCCGCCGUUGUUUCUAUUGUUUUGCAACGAUGUCGUCCGUACCUACCCUUUAUAUGCGUAUGUGCGUUGUUAUAGUGCUGUCGUUUUUUAAAACGUGGACACACACAGCAAAAGAAAAACCGGUAAACCAAUGUGUGCUUCAGGGUAUUUUUUUAUUAACUAGGUUGUUUUAUAAUGUAUUGUGUGACGAGAUUAAUUGUUGACGCAUGAUGCAAAGCAAGAACAACUGGAUAAUGACAUUAAAAAAAAAAAACAGCAGGAAUAGAGCAAUGUGUUUUCAAGUCCGGUUUUGUUACAGGGGUUUUCCUAAGGAAAGUCCGUUAGGUUGCGGGCAGGGCAGGAGGGAUAGGACCAUCCGAAACCCACUAAUGAUAAAAAGAUCGAGAGAUUACGGGAAAAAUCAAGGCGCAAAUGAUAACACAAUUUAAAUUAUGCAAGCAAAGUGAAUGAGACAAAAUGUUGUUAUUUAUUCAAUAUAAAACCGUACUCUCAUCCUAGUACAGUAAGUACUCACUCUCUGCAUAGUAUGUGUGUAUGUGUGCAUAGGUUAGAGUGACCGAAUGUGGUGAAUAUGAAACAACACUGCAGAAACAACAAUCCUACCCUUUUGAAUGUCUGAAUGUUUCCACAAUGUCAUUGUUGUCUUAA
Messenger RNA from Anopheles gambiae (African malaria mosquito), 3883 nucleotides. Its product is annotated as Kv channel-interacting protein 4. The transcript is spliced from 8 exons. NCBI's taxonomy places the organism in Eukaryota, Metazoa, Arthropoda, Insecta, Diptera, Culicidae. Gene Ontology annotation, molecular function: calcium ion binding. The coding region runs from base 786 to 1814 and encodes 342 amino acids. The record is from RefSeq and is a predicted model, not a curated record.